Helianthus annuus (common sunflower) is the source of this 1170-nucleotide messenger RNA. Its product is annotated as NADPH-dependent oxidoreductase 2-alkenal reductase. Lineage: Eukaryota; Viridiplantae; Streptophyta; Magnoliopsida; Asterales; Asteraceae. The record is from RefSeq and is a predicted model, not a curated record. Gene Ontology annotation, molecular function: oxidoreductase activity, acting on the CH-CH group of donors, NAD or NADP as acceptor. The transcript is spliced from 5 exons. Bases 4 to 1041 code for a protein of 345 amino acids.
CAAAUGGAAAUGCUAAACAACAAGUUCAUCACCAUUAAAACAGAUAUAGAAGAGGCACCACACGAAUCCAUGUUUGAAAUCAAAACUCAAACACUUCCUCCUUUGGAUGAACAUGAUGUUCUUGUCAAAUGUUUAUAUGUCUCGAUUGACCCGUACCAGAUUAACCGCAUGAAGUCACGAAGUUCAUCCCAGAAUUCUGUUGCUGCAGCAUCCAAAAUCACCCCUGGAAUGACAAUAAAUUGCCUGGGAUUGGGGAGAGUUGUGGCUUCAAACCACCCGGACUAUCAGAAAAAUGAUAUUGUACAUGGAACAAUCAAUUGGGCAGAAUAUACAAUAGUGAAAACUCAAGACAUGUUAAAGAAACUUGACACCAUUGAAUUUCCAUUGUCUUACUAUGUUGGGAUUUUCGGGUUUAGCGGUCUCACUGCUUAUGGAGGAUUCUUCAAAAUAUGCAAGCCUAAGAAAGAAGACAAAGUCUUUGUUUCGGCAGCUGCUGGAUCCGUUGGUAAUUUGGUUGGCCAAUAUGCAAAGUUGUUUGGUUGCUAUGUUGUCGGGUGUGCAGGGACAAAACAAAAGGUAAAUUUUCUGAAAGAGAAGCUUGGGUUUGAUGAGGCAUUCAAUUACAAAGAAGAAACAGACCUAAACUCUACUCUCCAAAGGUACUUUCCUGAUGGGAUAGACAUAUAUUUUGACAAUGUGGGCGGAGAGAUGCUAGAGGCUGUUGUUGCUAACAUGAAUGCAUUUGGUAGAAUUGCUGCCUGUGGUGUGCUUUCAGGCUACACAAAUUCAAAGAAACAUAUCGCGCUAAGCAUGGUAGAUGUCGUCUACAAGCGAAUCAUGAUCCAUGGUUUUUUAGCCACCGAUUUCACCUCAAAUGAUUUCAAUGACUUCAUGUCCGUGACAAAGGACUAUGUUCGUGCUGGAAAAUUGAGUGUUCCAGAAGACAUUUCUUUUGGCAUAGAGACCAUUCCUUCUGCUUUUGUCGGCUUGUUCCGAGGUGAUAAUGUUGGGAAGAAGAUUGUUCAAAUUGCAAAAGAAUGAAAUGAAUAUAUAUCAACUGAAGAUUGUGAGAAGAAAUUGUGAUUGUUUAUGUAUUAUGUGUCUAUUCAACAUCAAGAAAUGAUAUUAUAUACAAUGCACCUUUGGAUGCCACAUUGUAAUUGUUUAGGA